AUGCAAAAGGAACUAACGAAAAUCCUUAGGACUUAUCGCGCACGUCCACAUCAAAUAAGUGGAAAAUCGCCUGGCAUGCUGUUGUUCAAUCUCGAAAUUCGUACGAAGGUACCGCACAUCAAUUCUAACUCAAAUACAGCAGCAUCGGCACUUGAUCGCGACCAUCGAUCAAAAUGCAGCUUGUAUCAAGCGAAAUUGAAAGACUACCAUGACUCCAAGCAAUAAUUUUACCAAACAAUAAUUUUAUCCCCGCAUAAUUUUAGCGUUGGCGAUGUCAUGUUUUGUGCUAAUAUAAAGCCUAACAAAUUGGACUCGAAAUUCUCUUUGGCUAAGCACGUUAUCAUUGAGACCAAAGCGCGAGACAAGUUCAGUUUAGUCAACGUGGACAAGGGUACCACUUUGGUUCGCCAUGCAAAGUACUUAAAGCAUGCGGCU
Molecule: messenger RNA, 435 nt
Organism: Porites evermanni
Lineage: Eukaryota; Metazoa; Cnidaria; Anthozoa; Scleractinia; Poritidae
Source: the annotation of a GenBank genome assembly